CUUUUCAAAUCCCUCUCCUUUAUAUCUUCAUCAUCAUCAUCGUCUGCAGGGAUAUCCCUUUGAUUUAUUUUAUAUCAUUGGUAAUGACUUCCUCCUUCCGUUGAUACCCACAACAACAACACCACAAGCUCUUUUUUUUUUAAUCUAAUUUUGGCUUUGGAUUUUCUCAAGUUUUGUUGUGACUAUGGCUGGUGGAAACGAAGUCAACCUUAACGAAUGCAAGAGAAUUGUCCCACUCAACACAUGGGUCCUCAUUUCCAAUUUCAAGCUUGCUUACAAAGUCCUCCGUCGUCCUGACGGCUCCUUCAACCGUGACCUCGCCGAGUUUCUUGACCGUAAAGUUCCUGCCAACGCCUUCCCCGUUGACGGCGUCUUCUCCUUCGACCACGUCCACUCCCCCACCAACCUCCUCACCCGAAUCUACCAACCUGCUUCUCUCUUUCUUCACCUCCCCCCGGGCUCCGUCAACCUUACCCUUCCUCUCAGCACCACUGACAUCGUCCCUGUUCUUGUUUUCUUCCACGGAGGCAGCUUCACUCACUCCUCCGCCAACAGCGCCAUCUACGACACUUUCUGCCGACGCCUUGUCACCCUCUGCCGUGUUGUCGUUGUCUCUGUUGAUUACCGCCGAUCCCCCGAGCACCGCUUCCCUUGCGCUUACGACGAUGGAUGGAACGCCCUCAAGUGGGUCAAGUCCAGAGUCUGGCUUCAGAGUGGUCUAGACUCCAGUGUUUAUGUUUUUUUGGCUGGCGACAGCUCCGGAGGCAACAUAGCUCACAAUGUUGCUCUGAGGGCGACCAGAGAAGGACUCCAAGUGUUGGGUAACAUUCUUCUUCAUCCAAUGUUUGGCGGACAAGACAGGACUCAGUCUGAGAAGACCCUUGACGGCAAAUACUUUGUCACUAUACAAGAUCGUGACUGGUAUUGGAGGGCUUACUUACCUGAAGGUGAAGACAGAGAUCAUCCUGCGUGUAAUCCCUUUGGCCCCAGAGGUCAAAACCUUAAAGGAGUCAACUUUCCCAAGAGUCUUGUCGUCGUUGCUGGUUUAGAUCUUGUUCAGGAUUGGCAAUUGGCCUAUGUCGAUGGGCUUAAGAAGACUGGUCUUGAGGUCAAUCUCUUGUAUUUGAAGCAAGCUACCAUUGGGUUUUACUUCUUGCCUAACAAUGAUCACUUUCACUGUCUUAUGGAAGAGUUGAAUAAGUUUGUGCACUCCAUAGAGGAUUCUCAUUGCAGGUCAAGUCCUUUGCUUCUUACUCCCUAGCAACAACAACACGGUCUCGUCAUGUUACUGGCAUAUACAUAAAGAGAUCGAAGAAGCAGAUUAGAGUUUGCCUGUUUAUGAUGGGGUUUUUGUACAGUUUUUCACAUUUUAGUGUUCAGUAGCGUUUCUUGUAUGUUUGUGUUCCUUGGUCUCUGGAGUAUAAUAAGUCUGGCUUAUUGUGAGAGAUCUGGUUGCGCCUGAAGGAAGACCAUUUCGGAUAUCGGCAUCUACCGGUUAUGGGCUAAACCGGGACAUGGUACUUUGUUUGCGUACUAGUAUGUGGUAGACUUUAAUUGGUUCUAGAGUACAGAGGGUUAAAUUACAAGACAACUAACUUGUCUUCAACAGGUUGUGAAAAGAAACUUAUCCCUUGGUGUGGAUUUGUAUGUUUAUACUACCUUUUUGUGUUCUCAUGCUAUUAAUAGAAAGAGCAUGAUGUCUUUUGUCGUUGUAAUUUCUCACCUUCCUCUUGUUUUAUUAGUUCAUGCAUUAAAACAAAA
Messenger RNA from Capsella rubella, 1761 nucleotides. Its product is annotated as gibberellin receptor GID1B. Gene Ontology annotation, molecular function: hydrolase activity; gibberellin binding. The coding region runs from base 185 to 1261 and encodes 358 amino acids. The transcript is spliced from 2 exons. Gene Ontology annotation, biological process: positive regulation of gibberellic acid mediated signaling pathway; raffinose family oligosaccharide biosynthetic process; floral organ morphogenesis. The record is from RefSeq and is a predicted model, not a curated record. Gene Ontology annotation, cellular component: nucleus; cytoplasm. NCBI's taxonomy places the organism in Eukaryota, Viridiplantae, Streptophyta, Magnoliopsida, Brassicales, Brassicaceae.